This is a messenger RNA of Odontomachus brunneus, 4238 nucleotides long. RefSeq lists its product as uncharacterized. Bases 1037 to 3349 code for a protein of 770 amino acids. Lineage: Eukaryota; Metazoa; Arthropoda; Insecta; Hymenoptera; Formicidae. The record is from RefSeq and is a predicted model, not a curated record. The transcript has 8 exons.
AUCGAAAUGAUUUAAUUUGUAUUCUUAUCCUCUACAUAAAACAAUACAGACAAAACAAGACAUUACAAUGUAACUUUAUUAUACUAAUUUAUAGGUUAUUUGUUUGACACACCAGCUGAUUGCAACGUUGCCGCAUUUCCACAGUCCAGUUACUAACUCCUUACGACAAUCGCAAAAUUGUCACAAAUAAAAAUUAAUUUCUCUGAAACCGUGUUGUGAAAACUAAUCAAAUUCUGCAAAUAAUUCCGAUAAUUCAGGAUCUAGUAUAAAAAUAUUUAAAUUUUUAGUACUAUUUUUUCUAUACGUUUUUACCCAUUACAUUCAGGAAAAUUGCUUUUGUCAUAAGAACACGUGUAAAAUUAACAUAAUAAUUAUUCUUCAACGGUUUAGUAAAUCGGUUUAUUGAAAUUUUUUUCAGUAUAUUAUAGAUAAUAAAAGAACAGUUAUCCAAAGUUUUAUCAAAUUGGUACUAUUUUUAUAUAGCUCAAAAAUCCUUAAGGAAAUAUCGAACGUCACGGAGAAUCCAUCUCGGUUUGAUCGGGUCAAUUAGUCAUCCUAACGUGCAAGACUGGUCCAUGGCCCAGAUUCAUCAUAGCCCAAUAUGUCCUUCCACGAGCGACUAUAAAAAGUGGCCACGAGCGCAUCACCGACUCGCAGUCGACAUUUCGCGAUACCGAUUCUGAUUCGCGCAAUUGCCGAUCAUCCGACUUUUCCCUAAUCAUCCGCUUCGGAAGUUGUGAAUUCUUAUUAUCGAUCGUUCUCACGAUGUUGCCUGAAACCGUCGAGCAUCGCGAACCAAUGAGACGCGACUUAUGUUGAAUCGCAUGCUGACGUGCACGAUAAUCACGUGUUCUCUGCUGAUCCUCGUUGUCAUUAGCAUCGUGCUGUUGUUGAUUUACAAACCGUUCUACGUUUGGGAGAUCGACGUGCCUCACUGAACACUCACCUGGGAGAAUUUGUGGGAGCUUUCUCACUCUUUCGUUCUUGAGAAGAAUUUCAAAGCAAGAUACGAUAAAUUCGUCCUAUUUGCUGCAAAAUGAACAAACGAAACCUCCUUCUCGUGCUUCUGAUACUUUCCACGGCGACUUCGGCGAGGUGCGGCUUGCUGGAGAUGUCGCAAACGCUCUGGACCAAGGUGGUGUCCGGGAGUCUGACGAAAAUCGGCAAGCUGGACCCGUUGAGGGUGCCGCUGAUCAAGGUGGAUCAGUCCGAGGGCGACACCAGCUACAGAAUAAUCUUGAGGAACUUGGAAAUUGUCGGUCUUAAUGAGUCCACCUUGGAGAGUAUCCACGUGGCUCGUGGUGGACUGAAGUCUAAUCUGAGCGAGCUCGAGGCCGGCUACGUGAGUUACAGUGACCUCCGAGACGUGGAGUCUGUCAAGUACAAGUUUCACACGAUGAUGAGAGAGCCCCACGUGCCGAAGGACAGUCUCGAGGCCGUGGUGUCGCCCUCGAGUCGAGCCGCCGGUGUCAGAGCCUCCUCGCAAGAGGAUCGCUUCGGCAGGUUGCAACAGGAUCAGCAUAGAUUCAGCACGUUCGAGCAGAGUCAGCAGCACGAUCGACAGACGUUCUCUCAUCCUGACACGAUGCUCGGCGGACCUCACCGAGAUAACCUGAGGACGCACGGCAACUCUGAGACGGGUCCCGGAAAUUUCGCGAGCUUCCAACAUCCGGCCUACGUGCAACCUGCUUACACGCGGGGAACAGGAGAUUUCCAGGGAGAUUAUCGUGGCAGCUUGCAGGGUGGCGAAGACGUGGUCGAUUGCGACGAUGCGCGAGGUCCCCAAUAUCACUAUCAAGGCAAUCAGAAGGCCAAUCGUCACUAUGAGCCGCGACAAGGCUACGCGGAGGUUUCCGCGUCGGAAGCGGUCAAGACUAAGUCGAAAGAUCGCGGUGAUGCAAGAGCGUCCGCUUCGUAUAACAGAGAACAGUCCGCGCGAUCGGACAAUCGUCGAGCGUCGGAGGAGGAGACGAAGCGGCAAUCGGGUUACAUCGAUAUCGUCUACGCGGGUGACAGGGCUAACGGGAGCAUGAGGCGUUUCGGUAACUUCGGUGUGAAUCCCGGACAGGAUCAGCGAGUGUAUGGCAUUGAAGACAUCAUGAAGGACAUCCGAGAGAGUGCUAGGUUCAUCAUCCACAAUUUCACGGAGGGCGAAGCCCUGACGAAAAGAAAUGACAUGAUUAAAGUAGCGACAGGAAGUAAAGAGUUGAAGGACUCGAUGAGAUACGCGAAAGACCAUCAGGAACAACAGGGUUACUUCGAGGAAGGAAUGCAGUUGAUUUACCAUUACGGUGGAGUGGGUGUGAUAAACGGCAGUGCUUCGCGCGACGUGAAGCUCAACGACACUAAGAGAGCGAAACGAGCGCAUCCCGAAGAAACGGCUGAAGACGACGUGAUGCACGUGAUCCUGAGGAUACGCGUCCCAUUGCUUCGCGUGAGAUCCCAAUACACACUCGCGGGAAAAGCAGGAAAGGAGAUGUUGCGCGGCAGUGGUCUGCUCGCCGGAAACUUUACUGAUUUGGCGGGCGACUUCAUGCUAGAGUUGAAAAGGGUCAACGGGGAAUUGAUGAUUGUUCGCGCCGCUCGUGCGAAACUCAUGGCCAAAGAUAAAAAGGUCACUUUCCAAGGUAUGGAUGAGGAGGGCCCGGUGCGAGCUGUCCUCGAUCACGCUCCCGGGGUGACGGCCUGUCCGCGCACGGACAACCUGGCGGAGUUCAACAAUUGCGUUUUGAAGCAGUUGCAAGCGCUGACGCCGUACCUCGCCAAGGGGGUGCCCUCUUUGAAAUUGCCGGCGUUAGACCCGCUGUUCCUGCCUUCCCUGACGGUGGACAGGAACCUGGACUCGCUGAAAGUCAAGGCCAACUUGACUCAGAUUCGCGUUUACGGCGCCACGAAUUACGUCGUGCGCGAUUUAAAAGCGAAUCCCAACGACUUGACGGUCUCCCUCAGGGCUCAGCUGCCUCACGUGCACGUGAACGGCGACUACGAUGUGCAGGGCAGGUUGCUGCUGGUACCUUUAACUGGGCUUGGCAAUUUUAAGGGGAACUUUACCGACACCGAAGUCCAAGUAAACGCGCAAGGCAAAGAGAUCACCGACAAAAAUGGCGUGCAGAGGAUCGAGAUGGACAAUUUGGUCACCAAGAUUCGCGUCGGCAACGGGAAUAUUAAACUGAAAGCUCCCUCCGUCCACACGUUAGCGGCCGACGCCGCUGCGACGUUCUUCAACGCGAAUCCCCGACUAGUCCUGGACAUAGCCAGUCCAAUUAUCGAGGACACAGCCGCGACAGUGAGCAGAGCUCUCGUAGCUAGAGCACUCAGCGUCCUGACCAAGCAGGAACUUAUCCUCUAGUAGUUGAUUAAGUAGUCGAAUUUCGUUCUCGGCUCGACUUUCAUGAAAAAGUAGAACGCCUAGCACAACGAUGAGGAAUAGCCGAUUCAGUGAGAUGAUUGGCAUAUACUUAUAAUGUAUGUUCAUUCAUUUUUUCUUUUUCCUUUUCAUUGUACGUCAUGCGAUUUUCGCCGUUCGUCGGCGAGGCGUGUGAGAUUGUUGUCUUGUUUUUUUUCUUAAUUUUGUUUCCGAGAUAUAUAUAUAUAUUUUUUUUAUAUUUAAUUGAUCUCGGGUGCGCCUCGCGAGCUCAAUCUCGUGCAGAGAGCGCGCUCGCGACGGAGAGACGUCGUUCGUUUUCACUCUCGUUCGUGGAAAGUAUCAAGAUGUUAAUUCACAUUCGUGGCAGGAGCGUAGGAAGUAAACGCGAGUUGAUCAGCCGUGUUGAUUUCCUAGAUUUAUUUGAGAAAUUGUUAUUUACAUCUCUUUACUUUCUUGCACAUGUAUCUCAUUGUUACUUCGAAUCUUAUUAAACGCGACAACACCCAAACUUACUCGCGAACUUGUGGACCCGUGUGGCUCCAUCCGCGUUAUUUAAACGAUUAUUCGAAGCGUACAAUUUGAAACGCGUCGUCUCUCCUCUCAGUCGCAUCGCGUUUUUCGGGAAGUUUGGGUAGACUUUGCGUGAUUUUGAUAUGUAACGAACUUAAAUAAAGUACAAUUGCCUUACAAUUGCACAUCUCUUAACAUGUGCACUUGCACGACGAUCUACACCUUUGACAUAAUCCGAACCAAAAAGUUCUCUCGCAAUGUACAUUAGGACUAUAUAUAGUUACAAUUACACACUAUAUAAUAUUACAAUACAAAUGAAAAAAAAAAACAGAACAAUAAGUGAGAAUUGAACUUGUCGCCG